CGGGGCAGCCAGGCGUUUUUUAGCGGUUGCUCCGGGCUCCCCUGCUGUGCUGCGGGCUGGACCGUGCGGACUUGCUCUUUGUUCUGCUCUCCGGGCCGUUAGGUUUCUUUUUUUUCUCCAGGAGGAAAAAAUGGCCUCGAUUGCAAUUGAUCCACAACCGAGCGUGGUGACCAGAGUGGCCAACUUGCCCUUGGUGAGCUCAACCUAUGACCUGGUGUCCUCGGCUUAUAUCAGCACAAAGGACCAGCAUCCAUAUUUGAGAUCUGUGUGUGAGAUGGCAGAGAAGGGUGUGAAGACCGUGACCUCGGUGGCUGUGACAAGUGCGAUGCCCAUCAUCCAGAAGCUGGAGCCACAAAUUGCUGUUGCCAAUACCUACGCCUGCAAGGGGCUAGACAGGAUCGAGGAGAGACUGCCUAUUCUGAAUCAGCCGACAGCUGAGAUUGUUGCCAACGCCAAAGGUGCUGUGACCGGGGCAAAAGAUGCAGUGACGACCACUGUGGCCGGGGCCAAAGAUUCCGUAGCCAGCACUAUCACGGGGGUGGUGGACAAGACCAAGGGCGCAGUGGCUGGCAGCGUGGAGAGGACCAAGUCUGUGGUCAACGGCGGCAUCAACACAGUUUUGGGGAGUCGGAUGGUGCAGCUCGUGAGCAGCGGGGUAGAAAAUGCACUUGCCAAGUCGGAGCUCCUGGUAGACCAGUACCUCCCUCUCACUCAGGAAGAGCUAGAGACAGAAGCAAAAAAGGUGGAAGGAUUUGAUAUGGUUCAGAAGCCAAGUUACUAUGUGAGACUGGGGUCCCUGUCCACCAAGGUCCGCUCCCGGGCCUAUCAGCAGGCUCUCAGCAGGGUUAAGGAUGCCAAACAGAAAAGCCAGGAGACCAUUUCUCAGCUUCAUUCCACUGUCCAUCUGAUUGAAUUCGCCAGGAAAAACAUGCAGGGUGCCCAGGAUAAGCUCUCUGUCUCGUGGGUGGAGUGGAAGAGAAGCAUUGGCUACGAUGACACAGACGAGUCCCACUGUGCUGAGCACAUCGAGUCACGUACUCUGGCUAUCGCCCGCAACCUGACUCAGCAGCUCCAAACUACGUGCCAGACUCUCCUGUCCAGCGUCCAAGGGUUACCACAGAAUGUCCAAGAUCAGGCCAACCACUUGGGGGUGAUGGCAGGCGACAUCUACUCAGUGUUCCGCAAUGCUGCCUCCUUUAAGGAAGUGUCUGACGGCUUCCUCACUUCCAGUAAGGGGCAGCUGCAGAAAAUGAAAGAAUCCUUAGAUGAUGUGAUGGAUUACCUUGUUAACAACACGCCUCUCAACUGGCUGAUGCUGGACUUCACUGCCAUUGAUUUGACAUCUGAGACUGAUGAAGUUCCUGAUAUUAUACCUUUGGAAGAGGAUGAUUGAACCAAAGAUCACACACUCAUAGCCCUGUCCUCUGAGGGCAAAAUGCUACAACACAAAGAAACUCUCUCUCUCUCUCUCUCUCUCUCUCUCUCUCUCUCUCUCUCUCUCUCUCUCCCUCUCCCUCUCCCUCUCCCUCUCCCUCUCCCUCUCUCUCUCUUUAAAUGUAUUAUGUAUCAUUUUUUUAAUAUUUGCAAUUGUGUUUAAUCCUGUGGCUUUGGGGAUUGUUAGUCUACUUUUCUGGGGAGUGCUUGAUCUUAAUUGUAAAAGAUGUGAACGUUUGUGAGAGAUUUUGUUCAGCAUCAUGCAUCAUUUUCUAUAAUUCUUUAAUGUUUAAUUGCUGAAAUACCUAUAAUAAAAUUGAGCUGUUGGUCAGUGAGGUGCACAUUAAAAAUAUAAAAAUUUGGCAGUAUAA
Messenger RNA from Arvicola amphibius (Eurasian water vole), 1805 nucleotides. RefSeq names its product perilipin 2 (gene Plin2). The transcript has 9 exons. Gene Ontology annotation, cellular component: cytosol; lipid droplet. The record is from RefSeq and is a predicted model, not a curated record. Lineage: Eukaryota; Metazoa; Chordata; Mammalia; Rodentia; Cricetidae. Gene Ontology annotation, biological process: positive regulation of triglyceride storage; lipid storage. Bases 131 to 1393 code for a protein of 420 amino acids.